Molecule: messenger RNA, 2074 nt
Organism: Coffea eugenioides
Lineage: Eukaryota; Viridiplantae; Streptophyta; Magnoliopsida; Gentianales; Rubiaceae
Exons: 3
Coding region: 179-1891 (570 amino acids)
Cellular component (GO): VCP-NPL4-UFD1 AAA ATPase complex
Molecular function (GO): polyubiquitin modification-dependent protein binding
Source: RefSeq, a predicted model, not a curated record
CUGAUUCGCAACAAAAACCAAACCAACGAACAACCAAACAGGCAAAAUCAAAUCAAAAUUCCAUCAAGAAUUGGAUCGUUCUCUUGUUCUUCAACUCAAAGAAAUCCUCUAAAUCCUCAAUAAACCCAUCUCGAAUUUUCCUCCGGUGAGAGAAUUUUUGUGGGGAUUUAUCGCAGAGAUGGAUUUCGAGCUGAGAAGAGCCCGAGAGAAGCUUGAGAGAGAGCAAAAGGAAAGGAAAGAAAGAGCGAAAUUGAAAAUCGAGAGAGAAAAGAAAGCCAAGCAAGAAGCCCUUCGUCAACGUGAAGCGCUUGAAGCCGCCCAGCGCGCCCGCCGGCUCGAUGCUGCAGAAGCCGAAGCAAAGGCUAAUCAGCAAAUGGAAGAGGAUAGGCUUGUGGGACGAGGAGUUAUUUUUUCUCGUAUGCUAGAAGCUAUGCCUUACCAGGGAAAUGGAGAUAAAAUAAAGUUGCCACCAUCCUGCUUCUCAGAGUUGUCGGAGCAGGGUGCUUUUGAUAAGGGGCCAUUGCACUUUUCCUUGUCUGUGAUUGUAAAAGAUGACCUUUCAGAAACUAUGAAUUCUGGAAGUCAAAAUCGUAGGACAACACAUGCUGGUGUUCUGGAGUUUACUGCUGAUGAAGGUUCUGUAGGAGUACCGCCUCAUGUAUGGAGUAACCUGUUCCCAGCGGAGACUUCUAUGUUACCAAUGGUUGAGGUCCGUUAUGUAUGGUUGCCAAAAGGGACAUUUGCAAAACUUCAGCCCGAUGAAUAUGGCUUUUCUGACAUUCCAAAUCACAAGGCUGUCCUUGAAACAAGUCUUCGCCAGCAUGCAACUCUGUCAGAAGGUGACAUGCUGAGGGUUAAUCAUGGUGUCCUAACAUACAAUUUACGUGUUCUUGAGUUGAAGCCCUCUUCAAGUGUGUCUGUUCUAGAAACUGAUAUUGAAGUUGAUAUUAUUGGCUCCGAUUCGAAUCCGGAGAAAGCCAAUCAUCAAGUAUUGAGACCUCUCACAUUUGGGAAAUCAGAAUCUGGAGCUGUUGAGGAAGGGAAUUACAUGUAUUAUAAAUUUGUGAUAGAUGAUGGGACUUGGAAUAGAAUUUCCCCUGGGGAUGCCAAAAUUGAAAUAAGGAUAGAACCACAGACACAAGAUGGAGACUGUGAUAUUUACGUGUCCAAGCAUCCACUCUUAUUUCCCACACAACACCAGCAUGGAUGGUCUUCUCAUGACGUUGGUUCAAAAGUAUUGAUACUUAGCUCCAAGGACCUGAGCUUGGGCCCAGGAACUUAUAGUAUUGGUAUAUAUGGCUUCAAGGGGAAAACAAAGUAUCAGGCAUCUGUAAAUAUUCAAGACAACUUGAAGCCUAAGGUGGGUCAGCAAGCUGUGUCUUCCUCGUCAACGAUUGAUGCAGAUACUGUGGAGUGCAGUAACUGCAAGCAUUACAUUCCUUCGAGGACGAUAGCCCUACAUGAGGCUUAUUGUCGCAGACACAACAUUGUCUGUCAGCAUGCUGGUUGUGGUGUUGUUCUCAGGAUUGAGGAGGCCAAAAACCAUGUCCACUGCAAGAAAUGUGGGAAUGCUUUUCAACAAGGAGAGAUUGAAAAGCACAUGAAAGUUUUUCAUGAGCCACUCCAAUGCCCUUGUGGAAUUGUCCUUGAGAAAGAACAGAUGGUGCAACACCAGUCCUCUGAGUGUCCACUGCGGUUAGUUAUAUGCCGGUUUUGUGGAGACAUGGUUCAAGCUGGGACAUCUGCUGCAGAUAUACGAGAUAGAUUACGAGGACUUUCAGAGCAUGAAAGUCUGUGUGGGUCUAGGACAGCUCCCUGUGAUUCGUGUGGCCGUUCAGUCAUGUUGAAGGAUAUGGACAUACACCAUGUUGCUGUUCAUCAGAAGAGUUAAAUCUCGAAGAAUAUUUAUGCUAGGGUUGCAAACUCGAGCAAUUGCUCCAAAUUUGUUACUAAUGUAUCUAUCUUAUUUUUUGGCUGCUUGCUUGCAGGCUGCAGAAAUUGUAAUAUUUGCGAAUUUCUUUUGUACCUUUUACAUCUGCCAUUGCAAUGGAAAAUAAUGAAAUGACGUUGUGUA